CCGACAUGAAUUCAAACUAUUAUUGUCGUUGAGAAAACAAAGCCGAGGAGGCUGCCUGCCCUCACCGCCUGUGCGCUUUUACGCACACGCACAGGCGCGCGCACACACUCAGACAGACGUGCGCUUUUACGCACAGGCUCAGAAUGGGAUUUUACCCACAUGACGCACGGCACAAUUACAUGAACGAAUUUAGGGAGAGGUGCACGCGCGUAAAUACCAACAGACAGAGAGAGAGAGAGAGAGAGAGAGAGAUUAAAGAGGGCAGAUAAAAAUGACAGGUUUGUGUUGUUGGAGACAUUAAAGGUCGUCGGAGUCUCAGUUUGGAGACGGAAGGACGGAGAAGAAGACGCAGAAAAGAGGAUUUGUUGACAAAAUCGCCAAGUUGGAGAAGCUCCUCCUCUCCGUGAUGUAGCCGCGAGUCGGAACCUCCUUAAUUACUAAUUUCUCCACAUCCAAGCCACGCUCUCUCUCUCUCUAUCUCUCUCCCUCCCUCCCCCCUCUCUCUGUCUGUCUGUCUGUAUUCUCUCUCCACUCCUCCAUCCAUGCAUCUAUCAUCCUGACCCUCCUUUCUCUCUCCUCUCUGUCUCUUUCGUUUCCAGCCCGGAUAACGGAGGCGGACGAGCUCGGAGUUGUUGUUGUUGUUAUUUUUUUAAUUAUUAUUUAUUCCUCGUUUUUGGGAGACCCGCCACCGGGCAUGGAGGAUGUAAAAGACCCGCCGACCGUCCACCGGUCCUCCUCCUUUAGCAUCAAGAGCCUCCUGCUGCCCUCCAAGUGCGACAGAACGGACUCCGUCGCUGCUGCCGCCGCCGCCGCCGCGGUCGUCGGCAUCCCCGGGACCUUCUCGCCUUCACCGGGCUCCGACUCUGAGAAGUCGCUGGAUCUACCGGAGGUGGACUCCACAGCCGCGGCUCUGGACCCGGAAAAACCGGGCAAGGAGGAGCAGGGGGAAGAGGAGGAGGAGGGCGAAGGGGGAGGCGGAGGUGGGGACGGCGCUAAGGCCACAUCGGAGCAGAAUACUAACGGUAAUAAUAGUGGGAAAAACGGGAAAUAUGACAAGCCUCCGUUCAGCUACAACGCCCUGAUCAUGAUGGCCAUCCGGCAGAGCCCCGAGAAGCGGCUCACGCUGAACGGCAUCUAUGAGUUUAUCAUGAAAAACUUCCCGUAUUACCGGGAGCACAAGCAGGGCUGGCAGAACUCCAUCCGGCACAACCUGAGCCUCAAUAAGUGCUUCGUUAAGGUGCCCAGGCACUACGACGACCCGGGAAAGGGGAACUACUGGAUGCUGGACCCGAGCAGCGAUGAUGUUUUCAUCGGGGGGACUACCGGGAAGCUCCGCAGGCGCUCCGCCACCUCCCGGGGCAAGUUGGCGAUGAAGCGCGGGUUGCGCUUCGCUCCUCUCAGCUUGGGGAUUAACGAGCGGGCGAACAACCCGCUCUACUGGCAGAUUUCUCCGUUUCUCUCCCUGCACCAUCACCACCACCACCACCCGCACUACAACGGAUCCUCACCCGGGUUUUUGAACCAGGCAGCCGGCUACGGGUCGCUGCUGCCCGCAGUGGAGCAGCUGAGCAACGGGGACCUGGGGCGCUCCAUCCUCGGUGGGUCGGCCGCCGGGGCGCUGGGUUUGACGAACAGUUACGGGAUGAGCACGUCGCCGGUGGGGCUGCUCUCCGGUCAGACUGCCGGGUAUUUUGUCUCAGGGACCCAACACGGGGCAGGGGCACCGGGGCCGCCGGGAGGAGGACCGCCGCCUCCUCCUCCGCCGCAUCUCCAGCAGGGCGCACCGGGGUUCGGCGGCCUGGCGACCAGCAGCUCCCCGCAGUCCCUGCUGUCGGACUCCCUCAGAAACGGCUCUCUACCGGCCUUCUCCCCGGGCGUGUCCGCGGGGUUCCCCGGGGUGCUGUCCCAUCAAAAGAGGGUGACACCAAACGCUUUCCUAAACUGAACUCUCCCCUCCCUCCCUCCCCCUCCUCCCCCAUCACCUCUCAGUGGAUGGCACCGGGACGAGGACGCACAAAAGACGUCAUGUUAAGGGCAAAUAAUAAGUGGUAAAUAUCAAACAAUGAUCGCAAAAAAUAUAUAUGAAGUGAAACUUUUUUUUCAAGCUAUUUAUAUCUUGUACAAAGAUUUUCAGUACUUUCUUUGAGUCUUUUAUUUAUGUUUUGUAUUUAUUGUACAAUGUAUUUAAAUUCUAUUUGUCAGUGUAUUGGGGGGGUGGGGUAGGUAGGCUAAGUCAUACAGGGUCAAUAAUUAUUUAUGAAUUUUGAGACAAUCAAGGAGAAAAAAAGACAAUCAAAACUUUUUCUUUUCUCUUUUUUUUUUGGGAGGAAAAAGUAACUAAUGAAAUAAAUAAAGCCUUAAAAUCAGCAGGAACAAUCAGGGGUUUUGAGAGGAAAAAUAAGCCUACAAAUCAUAUCUCUACUCAGGUGUGACCCCGGACAGGCCUAACGAUGAUAGCUAAUAAUACGAACAAUAAUAAAACUGCUCUCUGUGAAGAGUUUCCUUCCAAAAUAAUCAUAUCCAAAAAUAAAUCAAUAUUUCAGAAUCGAAGUUAAUAAUAUUCUUACUGCUGUUUUUUCCAGUGCUAAAAAUGUCAUUUCUGACUUAAACAGCCCCUUUAAAUAAAUAAAUAAAUUAAUUAAUAAAUUAAUUAAUGGAUAUAAAAGUUUUUGGAAUAGAACUCUUCAUGUGUAAAAUUAUGCAAAACAACGCAGCUGUAAUACGAGUUUUUGGAUGUUUUUCUGUUCAUCAUCAAAGCCCAGAUUGUCCUUUUCACUUCAGUUGAUUUUGGUUUGAUUAUGCGUGUGUGUGUGUGUGUGUGUGCAGGCCUGUAUGAGCGUAAAACCUCCUGCGCAUGUGCGUUAGGGCCACCGUGCAAACAAACAACCUCCUAAUUUAAAACAAAAACAGCAGCUCUGCCGCCUCCGGGUCUGCUGGGUCUGUACCGGAGCGGGUCUGUGCCGGAGCGGGUCUGUGCCGACCCGCCGGACCCGCUCCGGUUUGCGGUAAAGGUCUGAAAGUGACCCGCGGAGGACGGAGGCCGAGUGUGGAGACAGCGCGAGCGGCUCCAUCAGGCCCUGCAUCACACACACACAUAUACAGCUGCUGUCAGGUGAAAAACUUGUAUCUCCAAAAUACAAACUUUUUUUUUUUUUUUGGGGGUAAAUAAUAAAAACCACCCAGUUUAUUGAGCGUGAAGGUUAAAUCCUUGGAAAUUGUAGUUUGACAAAAUAAUCUUAAUUUACCAGAGCUUUCAACCGGAUCUCACGGCCUUCCUCGACAGAUAUCUCUGUUGUCAUGGAGACAAUUUUAGCUUCAUUUCAUCUGAGUUGGAUGACCUUUUAAAUUUUUUAUUUUUUAUUUAUUUAAAUGAUCGAGAUGUCUUUAUGCAUCUGAGGAGCUGAAAGAUGAGCAACAUGUAAAAUCCCUCAGCUCGCACAGAAACAUCACCGCAAUGGAGAUACGAGUUUUUCAAGCCAACUGCAAUGAUAUCCCAUAAAUGCCACUUCCUUUUAUUUAUUUAUUUGUUUUGUUUUUGGGAGUAAAAGCUUCAGUGGCAUCUUGAAAGCGUGCAUCAGCUGACCUGAGCAGGGCGGGACGAAAAAUGUCGCUUUUAAAAUGUUUUUUUUUUUUUUAAGAAAAAACACAUUUUCGUUUCAUGAAAGAAUUAAUUUAGCCUGACUUCAUUUCUGUAACUUUAUUUCAACACGUGGCAGGUUUCAUAAAGAGCCUGUUUUUGUCAUUUGUAGCCCCCAAAAUGUACUAACUUUAUAUACAUUUAUAAUUUACAAAAGAACACCUAGAUGUCUUUGCACCACAGCCAAGUGUUCAUCUGGAAGUAUUUUCUUUUCUCAAACUGAUGAAAAUGAUUUUACUCCUCAAUAAAUAAUUCCUUUGAAAUGAUUACUUGGUACAGGUUAGUCAGUGUUUAAUUACAUAAAUCACAUGACACAAACUAUACUGUUUAAACAGCGUGGCCAGUAAAAUAAUAAUAACUAAAAUAAUCCCAAGUACAAAAAUAAAGAUAGCUGACUGAGUGACUGCAUUAGAGAAAUAGCCGUUUUAAUAAGCACACCAGAUGAGUGGCGUUUGAUUAUCAAAGUAUCGAUCGGCCCGUCUGCUGUCUGAGCUCCGCGACACAAUCUGGACCAAAUAAAUGUUUGCAAAACUGAAGCAAAGACAGACUCCAGCGGAGAGCACGAGGCAGCAGCAUGAUAUUUUACAAAACAGAAGAAAUUAUUACAGUUCAAAGGAAAUACAGACUUUUUUUUUCAAAAUAAAUUCAGGUCUAUCGCAGGUCACGAUCCUCCAGUCCCUGCUGGCAUUAAUAUCAAACCGCACUGCUGAAUAUAUUGAUUGUUCUUAAAAUUUGCCACCUGUUUUGGGCCUUUUAUUGCAAAAAUAAAUACAAUCCAGUGACUGUAAAUGAGCUGCGGGUUGGAUUGAAUUCAAACUGAUUUCAGUUUUAAGUCUCUGAAGUUUUGAAAUCUUCUUGUGGAUAUUUCAAGCAAACCGGAAGCUGCUGAAUGGUCGCUUUCUCUCCCCUUUUUUUUUUUAAAAACCUGUUAUUUUUUACAGUGCAAGACAGAAAAACUUAUAUAACCUUUGACCAAAAUAAAAGCAUCCUGAAGCCCCAAAAGAGACUGACCUUGACACACACACACACACACACACACACACUUGCUGGUGAACAAAUGCACGAAUAAGAAUAUUAUUGUCAAAAUAAAAGCACAGCGGGUCUGACUGAGCCUCAUUACACUCAGAUAUUAAAAUGUUUAAAUUUCCCGAACAGCAGAAGAAGAAACAGGGCUGAUUCCCAGCAGGACGCAGACUGAUCCAGGAUCAGAGGCUGGGGUUGUUUUUUUUUUGUUUGUUUUUUUUAAAUCUCUCUCCAUGUCACUUUUUUUUUCCAUUUUGGUUUUAAAAAAAAAAAAAUUGUUUUGGAGUUUUUUUUUUGUUUUUAUUUUGAUUUUUCUUUUUUUUGCACUUCUGUCGUUAGCGUUCACUUGUAUGAAGUCUGUACCGUCUGUUUCGUUGCUGUCUGUCUGUUUUUGUUUUUCCAGAGAAACUAAACUUGAUUAAAAAGGAUGAAAUAACCUGAA
This is a messenger RNA of Siniperca chuatsi (mandarin fish), 5102 nucleotides long. Its product is annotated as forkhead box protein G1-like. Gene Ontology annotation, cellular component: nucleus. Gene Ontology annotation, biological process: regulation of transcription by RNA polymerase II. The record is from RefSeq and is a predicted model, not a curated record. NCBI's taxonomy places the organism in Eukaryota, Metazoa, Chordata, Actinopteri, Centrarchiformes, Sinipercidae. The transcript has a single exon. Gene Ontology annotation, molecular function: DNA-binding transcription factor activity; sequence-specific double-stranded DNA binding. The coding region runs from base 695 to 1945 and encodes 416 amino acids.